AUGGCCGGUGGAGGCGCCACGAUCUGGGUGCGCGCGCUCGCAGCCUUGUGCUGCACGUUGCUGGUGACUACCGGACGCGCCACAUCGAAAGCAACGACAACAAGAAGGAGCCGCAGCGGCGCUAACGGCCGGGCCCUCGGCAACGGCGGCGAGCUCGGCAGGCUAGGCACCAGCGCACGGAGCACCGCCUGGGCCAACCACAACCACGGAAGCAGAAAGCCGCUGCUGUCAUCACUGCGCGGGGGCGGGGACGUCUCCCCGGAGCUCGGCCCAUACUCCUGGAUCCCCGCGGGGGAGGGCGAUGGCGGGAGCCUGGUCCGCCUGUCUGACACCGGCGAAGUCGUGGCGGGACAGGUGACCCCGACCUCCUCCGAUGGCGCCGGCAAGGUGGCCGUCGCCUCGGUCACCGCUGCCGUCGCCGCCGUCUUCGCCAAGUUUCGGGUGGGGCGCGGGAGCGACCCCGCCGCUGCGUCCGGCGGCGCCGCGCCCGCCGCGGCUAGCCAGAAGGACGCCGAGCCGGGGGUGGCGAGCAUGGUGAAGAAGGGAGUGGCGGCGGCGGCGGCGGCGGCGCCGAAGGAAGCGCCGGCGGCGGCGGCGGGGGCGGGGGUGAACGCGGCGGCCAAGAAGAAUAAGGCGGCGAAGGCGCUUAAGGACAGGAAGACGGCGGCGGCAAGGGCCCUCAAGGAUAAGAAGGCCGCGGCGGAGAGGGUGCUGAAGGAGAAGAAGGCGGCGGCGGACAGGGCGGCGAAGGAGAAGAGGGUCGCGGUCUCGCAGGCGACCAUGAGCGUCGUGCAGAACGCCACCAGGAAGAGCACCGGCGUCAGCCCAAGCUGGCCGAUGUUCUCUGCUUUCCUGUACUUCCUGGCUAUGGCCUUUACCAUCCCGGUGCUUCCGAAGGUCGUUAACGAGCUCAUCACGGGCUCCAACGCGGUGACCGCCGCAUCGGCAACGCUGUACGGCCUCCUUUCCUCCACGGACGCCUCCUUCACCCUCAUGACGGUCAAGUUCCACGCCUCCAUGAGCGACAAGUACGGACGCAGGCCCUUCUUGGCACUCAGCGCACUCGGACUUGGGUUGGGAUUCUACCUCACCUACCACAGCCGCAGGGUGUGGAUGCUUCUCCUCGCCUCUGCCAUCGACGGCUGCACCAGCUGCAUGUACAGCAUGGCCCAGGCGUGCAUCACGGACUGUGUGGGGACGGGGGCUGGGUUAGGGGAGGCGUUCGGGCUGUUCCAGGGGCUGUCGCUGGGCAUGGCGUUCAUGAUAGGGCUUCCGAUGGGAGGCGUUCUGGGCGCCAAGUACGGCGUCCGCUUCCCCCUCCUCGUGAGCGUGGGACUCUGCCUGGUGAACUUCGUGAUGAUCGCGUUUGUCAUGCCUGAGACGUUGCCCGACGAGAAGCGGGUGAAGAAGGUGGACCUGAAGCAGGCGAACCCGCUGGGGGCCGUGACCAUGGCCACCCGCAACCAGCUCAUCACGGGCGUCUUCGCGUGCUGGACACUGCUGUGGAUUGCCCACGUGGGCCUUCAGAUCAACUGGAUCAACUACACCGACCGGAAGUUCGGCUGGGGCGUGGCGCAGAGCGGGGCUAGCCUCGCGUUGAUGGGCCUCCUCGUGGCCGUCUUCCCGAAGCUCAUCAUCCCACGUCUGGGCCUCGAGCGGUCCAUCAGCACCGGACUGUUGAUAUACGCCGUGGGUCAGCUGGUGAUCGCUGCCGCCCCCGGGGUCUCCCACGGCAGCGGCAUGUACGGAACUCCCAUGGCCGUGCUGGGCCUCGUGCUUGCCUCGGCGGGGACUAUCGUGUUCCCCUCGAUGCUUGCAUACCUCUGCAACCAGGUCGGGGACGGGGAAGUCGGAGCGCUGCAGGGCACUACCGACACAGCUAAGACCGUCUGCAGCGUCCUGUUCGGGCCCGCGAUGGCGUGGAUCUUCGGUUACUUCAUCAGCGACAACGCCUACCCCCGAAAGAUCGAAGGAGCCAGCUACUACGUCGGGGCGGCGGUGGCUGCGCUGGCGUAUCUCACCGCGCGACGCACGUUCGCGGUGCACGGCGCUCUCGACAAGGUCCCCCCGCGUGCCAGAUCCAAGCGUUAAGUCGCCAGAUCCAAACGUUAGUUUGCCAGGAUCCAAGCGUUACGUUUUAGCCCGACGCCACUGCUGAAGGAGACAGAGGGGCUUUGGGUAUUUUCUUCCCAUCGGGGUAAUUUGUUCCUCUUCGGGUUAAUACGUCACCAUCGGGGUGAGGUGUUCCUCUUCGGGGUGAUACGUCCCCAUCGGGGUACUGCUGUGUCCCGUCUGCAUGCUUGUGUCUGAGUCCCCGAGGAUGCUGCUGGGUUCACGGAGUUGCAGGCGCAGAGUGCAUUCGUUUCCUGCCUCCGGUGCGUCCGCCGCCUACGUCGGAUCUUUGCGCGGAGUCGGGGGCACGACACGCGUCGGGUGUUGGUUGUGUGUAGAGGGGUCGAUUUGUUGCCGAGGGUCGGUUUCGUUUGUCUUCUCUCUCGCGCGCGCGUGUUCCAGUUUAAUAGCGCUCGAUUUUGACGUUUUUGUCGCACCCUAGGUCACAGCCGGUGGUAGCCGGUGACGGCAAAAACAAAUGUUUUAGGUCUUGCCUGGCUGAUUGGAAUGGCGAAAGUUAAUCUCGUUUCGCUCAGGCAUUUGUUGCUCGGAUCUUGGGCGUAUAAAAGGUACAGGCUUUGUCGCUGCACACGCAGGGUCGUAUCAAAGUUCCGCGGAGCAAGCCAGACGGCAAUAAGGGUAUGUCCGAGGGUGAACGACGAAAUUUUAUUGUACCCCCCCGCCUUGCCUAUCGCAACGCGCGGGGACUAGUUUAUAUCGAUUUUUUCAAUGAGAGAUCUCCGAAAAUCUCCGAAACCGUGGAGAAUGAAGGUCUCGCGGUUGCUAGUCUUUCUUGGAGUUGUUCAUAGGCACCUCCAGGGGGAUGUAUGUUCAGUUGCGAGACAUUUCAAGAAGAAGAGCCACGGUGAGGGACAGAGAUCGUUUGUUUGGCUCAGUCAGCAUGGUGAG
Molecule: messenger RNA, 3021 nt
Organism: Ectocarpus siliculosus
Lineage: Eukaryota; Phaeophyceae; Ectocarpales; Ectocarpaceae
Source: the annotation of a GenBank genome assembly